CAGGUGAGGCAACAAAAGCAACAAGAACAGGAAGCAGACACAGCAUAUGGCUCCUCUGCAAACACAAGCUCAUGAGGCAAUAAACCGUCUCAUCCUCCGUUGUGCCCUAACCAGCUGAAUGUAUUCCUCACACUGUGUACUUGUGUGUCUGUGCUCUCAAGUGCACUGCACCAAUGUGGUGAUGAACUACUCAGAGAUCGAGUCCAAGGUGAGAGAGGCCACCAAUGACGACCCCUGGGGACCCUCUGGACAACUGAUGGGAGAAAUAGCCAAGUCGACCUUCAUGUAUGAGCAAUUUCCAGAGGUGAUGAACAUGCUGUGGACCAGGAUGCUGAAGGACAACAAGAAGAACUGGAGACGAGUGUACAAGGCCUUACUGCUGCUGGCCUAUCUGAUCAGGAACGGGUCUGAAAGAGUCGUCACCAGUGCCAGAGAACACAUUUACGACCUGCGAUCUCUAGAAAACUACAACUUGAUUGAUGAGAAUGGUAAAGAUCAGGGCAUCAAUGUGCGUCAGAAGGUGAAGGAGAUGGUGGACUUCAUCCAGGACGAUGACAAAUUGAGAGAGGAGAGGAAGAAAGCCAAGAAGAAUAAGGAUAAAUACAUUGGAGUCUCUUCUGACAGUAAUGGAGGAGGAGGAGGAGGUGGAGGAGGAGUAGGAGGAGGUGGAGGAGGAGGAGGAAGCGGAACCCUAAAGAAUUCUAAUGAGUUGGAUCGAAGUAAGUGGGACGAGGACUGGGACAAGAGCAAAGGAGCUUUCCCCUUCAGCGAGAAGCUCGGAGAGAUCGGUGACAAGAUAGGCAGCACCAUCGACGACACAAUCAACAAGUUCAGGAAGAAGGAACGAGACGACUCACCCGACAGAAUCAGUGACAAUGAGGAGGACCGAGCAGCUAAAAACGGCAGGCAGGAAACCCUGGAGUUCAAAGAUGAGGAGGAAACCGUCACAACGAAGAGUAUCCAGAUCACACAAGCGACAGAAACCACGACCACCACCACACGGAAACGCAGCGGAGCGUCGGGCAGCAAGACUCUGGACCUCGGUGCAGCAGCUCACUACACUGGGGACAAGAGCCCAGAGGAAAAGUCAUCAGUCAGGCAGUCAUCCAGUAGCGGCCUCGCUGACCUGUUAGUGAUCGACCCUUCAUCCAAUCAGAGCAACACAACAGGUGGUAGCUCAGACCUCAUCGCUGGUUUUGCUGACUUCUCCUCUCCAGCAGCCUCUGCCAGCCUCCCAACCGCCUCGGCUGCUGUAUCAUCCAAUGGAAACGGAGAAUUUGGAGACUGGAGCGCCUUCUCAGACAAACCAUCAACGAGGUCUGCUUCCUCCCAGCCUGUCACCGACCUGUUUGGCAGCGUCCAGUCGCCCACUGCCCCAGCGGCUAAUCCCGCCCAGGGCCCACCUUCUGCUGAGCUGUUUGACCUGAUGGGCGGAGUUAACCAUCAACUAAACAAUCCACACACAACACUGAGCGCAUCUCAGAGCUUGACUUUCUCUCUGGGAGGAGCGUCACCAGGAACUUCUGUUGCUAUGGCCACCGUGCCCAUUUCUCGCUCUCAACAGAGCUUGGGAGGCUUCACAUCUCAGCAUCCUAUAGGACAACAGCAGAAGCUUGGUGUCGGAGGUCAGGGAUCAUUGGGGUCAACUUGGUCUGACCCCUCCGUCAAUAUCAGCCUGGACUUCCUAUCAGCAGGCCUCAACCCCACUAAGACACCCCCCACACUCAACAACAUCAUCCAGCAACAAGGUGUGCCCCCCGUCAACCUGUUGGCCCAGAACUUUGGAGGGCUGAACCUGAGCUCCCCGCCCCAUGUGACACCCAUCAGACCACCUGCCAAUCCCAUGAUGGCAGGUGGUGCCAUGACGAUGGGCAUGCCUGCAUCGAUGGCAACUGGCAUGCCACCUUCAAUGACCACGGGUACCAUGGGGAUGGGCGGAAUUCCUGCAAACCAAGGCAUGAUGGGAAUGAACAUGAGCAUGAAUAUGGGCUUGACCACUCCAGUGAUGAUGGGUGGCGUGGGAAUGCCAGGAGUCGGUAUGGGCCUCUCACACUCCAUCAGCCCAGCCGUGGUCCCACCCAAACAAGAUGCCUUCGCUAACUUUGGCAAUUUUGGCAAAUGAAGGAGUGCGAAUGUGUGUGAGUGUGAAUGUGCAUGUCUGACAGUGUGAGAGCGUGAACCACGGACAGGCCGCUGUACUUGAAGACAACCUUGCAUGUUUCUCGCUCUGCUUCAGCUCUUUUUGGCGAGGUGAAACCAGUGAUCGUUCACUAUCCCAGUCUGAUGACACAAUCUUUGAAGCAGGGGAGAUCGCCCCCUGGUGAGACUCACCCUCUGGUAUUUUCCCCUCAAGAGCAGGGAAGUUGUUGACCCCACAAUCCUCACUUGUUUAUAAUAAGAACAGCUGUGUCAUUACAAAACAUCAAGACAGAACGUUUCUCUCUAUAACUGCACUGAGAAGUCAAUCAGUAGGGUCGACUCCGGUUAAAAUGGCAUCGCUGCCUUAAUUCUGCAUUGUAGCCCAAGACAUCACUUUCAACAUGAUUUCAACCUGAUUUAAUCACAAAUUCUACUUUAUCUCGCUCCUUGUGUAAACAGCAUUACAGUUACAGUGUCUGGAGUUCACAGAAUCCAUACUCUGGUGCUGCAGCAGAAUCUGGGAUGGGUGUAUGCAGUGAGAUAAUGAACUACAUCCCUUUUCUCUCCGUCUGUCUGUCUCCCCUCCCAUCAUUUCAUCAGGCUCGUAGCAGUUCACAGUGGAUGGAUGUACAGUAGGAGGAUAUUGGUUGAUGUGUAAACGACACCGUGAGUGAAGCCUUGAAUUGCUCAGAGAUAUAACAGGGUUACAGUUAAAAGUGAUACUUGUCCUGUACUUUCCAUUUUGGAUGCCUCGGCCGUAUUAAUGUUCAAUGAACGCAUCAGUCAGUAUUUUAAAUACAAUUUACCAAUACUUCCACUCAACACUUUUGCAUACAGACACCGUCUAUGGACCGAGGGGGAGAAAAACGUCUUACAUAAUGAGUAUUUACUGGCCUGCUGUGGGAAAGGAGGGCCAUCAUCUGCUAGAGUGAACAUAAUCGGUUAAUUAUUUAAACCUCUUUCAUGUUGAAGGCAGUGGUACACAGCAGUUAUUGGGACACCUCAGCAAUGUACCAUUACUUAGUAUUUUUUACCACUAAAGAUUUUUCAUCUUGCAGCUCAUUUAUUUGGUCUCUUGCAUAUCUAGGCCUCACAAACGAUGUACUAAACCCAUUCGUUUUUAAUAAAUGGUUUCUACAGCUAUAGCUGAGAUCGAUCGAAGGGGUUUGGGGAUCCCGGGUGAAGCAAAUGUGUGAGACAUGAGUGAGUGUGUGUGUGUGUGGGUGUGACUUUGUGUAUGGAUUUAGUUUUCUCUGUUUGAUGUGCAAACACGACUAAGCGGAGCCUCUUGUCAUUUUUUUAGGCACUGCACUCCGAAUGACCAAAUCUUUAUUUUGUUACUCUCAGAAGGAAUAAUUGCAUAGCUGUUAGUUUAAUAUUUUAUUAGUUAACUUGUAAGGUUAUGUUCAUAUUGGAGAACUAAUAAUAAUAUUAUUUAGACAUGUUUUUUUUUGGUACAGCUCAUUUCAUUUGUUUGUACUCUAUAUUUUCUGUACAUCAUUCAACACUAAAUUAAAUUAUAAAAAAUGAA
This is a messenger RNA of Pleuronectes platessa (European plaice), 3670 nucleotides long. Its product is annotated as clathrin interactor 1. Gene Ontology annotation, molecular function: phospholipid binding; clathrin binding. Lineage: Eukaryota; Metazoa; Chordata; Actinopteri; Pleuronectiformes; Pleuronectidae. The transcript has 12 exons. Gene Ontology annotation, cellular component: plasma membrane; clathrin vesicle coat; endosome. Gene Ontology annotation, biological process: endocytosis. The record is from RefSeq and is a predicted model, not a curated record. Bases 119 to 2122 code for a protein of 667 amino acids.